Molecule: messenger RNA, 2344 nt
Organism: Penaeus chinensis
Lineage: Eukaryota; Metazoa; Arthropoda; Malacostraca; Decapoda; Penaeidae
Product: gastric triacylglycerol lipase-like
Exons: 9
Coding region: 339-1580 (413 amino acids)
Biological process (GO): lipid metabolic process
Molecular function (GO): hydrolase activity, acting on ester bonds
Source: RefSeq, a predicted model, not a curated record
CAUCCGGACGAGCGACCACAGUAACCGAGGGCAGUACGCUUGAACUCCAGCCUCUGACUCACGUAAUUAUGCAAAUGACCAAAACUCAAGCAUAUUUAAACCGAUGACAACUCGCAGGAGGUGUCAGUCGGACAGGCAGGAAGAGAAGAGAGCGUGACAAGCCUCAGGAACGGGAUACAAAACGGCGAAAAGGACUAAUUUCCGUUUGUCUUGUCAUCUGGGGAUCUUAAGGCUUCUGAAUUUCUGUGGCUGCCAAGGAGGCGAGGAACGAAGGGACUCUGCACAUUCUGAGACCAUUUUUGGCUCAGUUUUGGGGGUGUUUAUUCUGCCUUUGGACUAUGGGUCGUGGUGGUAUAUUGUUCAUAGUGUGGGUCUUGUGCUUAGCGAGAGGAAAUUCGCUGGAACGUGGACUUGGAGAUAAUCCUGAUAUUUAUCUAAGUGUGCCAGAGCUGAUUGCAAAAUAUGGAUACCCGAUCGAAGUUCACCACGUGACCACAGACGAUGGCUACAUUCUAGAACUCCACCGAAUCCCACACGGACGCAAGACAAGCCACAGCUCUCUUCACGAGCCGAAUCAUAGCCCCUUCGAAAAUGAAGUUACCGGGAAGAUGCCCGUGUUCAUGCAGCACGGCCUCAUGUCAUCAUCAUCCAGUUGGGUUCUUGGCCCAGUCGAUAAAGCUCCAGCGUACAUGAUGGCCAAUGCUGGGUAUGACGUGUGGCUGGGCAAUGCGCGAGGGAACCGGUAUUCUAAGAACCACACCCAUUUGUCACCCAAAAAUAAGAAGUUCUGGGAUUUCAGUUGGGAUGAAAUGGCUGAGCAUGACAUACCUGCUGUGAUAGACUACAUUUUAGAGGAAACAAAACAUUCUCAGCUGUACUAUAUUGGACACAGUAUGGGCACAACCAUCUUCUACGGAUGCAUGUCCAGUCACCCUCAGUAUAACAAAAAGAUUAAGGCGAUGUUUGGGCUUGGACCGGUAGCCACUGUGAAGCAUAUUAUAAGUCCUAUCAAGUACCUGGCUCCUUUUGCUAAUGAUAUACAUAUUUUGUUAAAUCUACUUGGUGAUUACGAGUUCCUGCCCUACAAUCGGAAGUAUGUGGAGUGGACGGAAUUCGUAUGCACUCACUUCAGGUACGAGAAACUCAUGUGUCGGGACGCGCUUUUCUUCUUGUGUGGAUUUGAUGCUCAUCAGUUUAAUAUGACUUGGCUUCCUGUCAUUCUAAGUCAUGGAGCCGAGGGAACAUCCACAAUGACUGUAGUUCAUUAUGCACAGGAAGUCAACACAGGGGCAUUUGAACACUAUGAUUUUGGAAAGUCAGAGAACAUGAGGAGGUAUCACCAACCAACUCCUCCAAAGUACGACCUGAAAAAUGUGACGGCACCAGUGGCUCUGAUCUGGGCGCAGAAUGAUUGGCUCGCGGAUCCCGAAGAUAUUGUGUACCUUGCCUCACAACUUCCAAAUUUGGUAAUGAAUGUAAAGAUGCCAUUGCCCGAUUUCAACCAUAUGGACUUCAUCUGGGGAAUUGAUGCAGAUAAACUUGUCUACAAAAGAAUCCUGAAGUAUAUGAAAUUCUUCUAAUCAAAAUGAAUGUUGAGAUAUUGCUUUAUUGCAAUCUAUGAUAUAGAUUGUUUGUAAUGCUGCAAUCUAUGAUAUAGAUUGUUUGUAAUUCUUCAUUCCGUUUAUGUAUGGCACUUUUUUGUGUAAAUACAUAAAGAUCAUUAUAUAUUGUAUAUAUGAUUUAGGUAUCAGUUUACUGUGAAAUUGUUACUUAUAACAUUAUUACUUUUAGUCCCCAUUAUUGUAGAAUUUAAAAUGAAAAUAAGCUUGCUGAAAUAUUGGUGUACGCUUUAAGAAUACCAGUGGUCACAAAGAAAGAAAAAAAAAUUGGAAAUUGUUUUAACAAUACCAGUGGUUACAACAGACUUUACAAAAUAGGUAUUUUCUGACAGUUAUGACUUCCUUAUCUUUUUACUUUGUAGAAAGUAUUUCUGGGAUGAGAAUUUUUAGGGAACCAUACUAUACAGAAAUUUCAAUUCAUGCUUAGAGGAUGUGAGUAAGACCUCUCUCCCAAUGUUUUUUUAUUAGUAUAUUUGAAAUCUGUUUUAUAUUAUUUAUUAUUUCCUGAUUACUUUGAUGUUAAGUACUUGAGAAGUUGUCAAUAGAAAACAAAAAAUAGUAAGAUGUUCUUAAAACCAUAGAUGUGUGAAUUUAUGAUUGUACUGGCUGCCAAAUGUAUGUUUGUGUGAUUCGUAUAAAUAUAUGGAUGUGCACACACACGCACACACACACACACACACACACACACACACACACACACACACACACACACACACACACACACA